AUGUCAAUGAAUGGACAUGGCCUGGGCAGCGAUGGCCACCCCCAUGCGACACAAUCAGCUCAGCCGCAACCAGAAACGUUGAACAGUCAGCUCCAUGAUGCCAGUAGAGGCGCAGAGGGCUUGCAUGAACCGAUAUCUUUCAAACGCAAACAAAACCGCCAAUCCCGUUCAAGAUUCAGUCUAUCCAGCAUCUUCUCAAGUACCGCCGGCGGUUCAGACAUUGGAUUUGGUUUCUCAGGGUUGCAAGGUGGACAAAAUGCAGAUGCUUCGCCAUUAGAUGGUUAUGGACCAGUUGGGUCAAAUGAGAAUGCCAACACCUCCAAAGACGGCGCUCCCCUUGAUUGGUAUGUGGAGGGUCCGGGCCGACGAGUUGGCUAUGACGAUUUCACGGCCAUCGAUUGGAUCUAUGAGUAUACCAAAGAGCGACAGCGAAAGCGAUUGCUUUACUCCAGUGGCCAAGGCAUUCUGGGCCCAAUCCGCAGACUCCUUGAGGGCAGUCAUGUCUGGCUUGUUUUGAUCGCUACAGGAAUUCUGGUCGGAAUUAUUGCUGCGUCUAUCGACAUCGCCACAGAUUGGCUCGGAGAUCUGAAGAGUGGGUAUUGCAAAAGUGGUAGCGGAGGCGGCAAAUUUUAUCUGAACCGAAGCUUCUGCUGCUGGGGUCUGGAUGAUUAUUCAAAGUGCAUGGACUGGACGCCAUGGGGGAAUGCGUUAGGGGCAUCCUCGACUGGUGGGCGUUAUACCAUCGAGUACAUCUUCUAUAUUAUCUUUUCGGUGGUGUUUGCUUUGUGCGCCUGUCUUCUGGUACGGAACUUUGCAAUAUAUGCUAGACACAGCGGGAUUCCGGAGAUCAAAACUAUACUUGGAGGAACUGUCAUACGACAUUUCAUGGGGCCUUGGACUCUAACAAUCAAAUCGCUCGGGCUGUGUCUUGCUGUUGCUUCCGGGCUUUGGCUUGGCAAGGAGGGCCCGUUGGUACAUGUUGCGUGCUGCUGUGCCAAUAUUAUGAUGAAGCCAUUCGACGGCCUCAAUGGUAAUGAAGCGAGGAAACGUGAAGUCCUUUCUGCUGCUGCUGCUGCGGGUAUCUCUGUUGCCUUUGGUGCUCCUAUCGGUGGCGUGCUCUUCAGUCUAGAGCAACUCUCAUAUUACUUCCCCGACAAAACCAUGUGGCAGAGCUUUGUUUGCGCCAUGAUUGCGGCUGUGACACUUCAGGCUCUGAAUCCAUUUCGGACUGGAAAUCUUGUGCUUUACCAAGUCACCUACACUCGAGGGUGGCAUCGCUUUGAGGUCAUCCCUUUCAUUAUUCUGGGUAUUUUUGGUGGUCUCUUUGGGGCAUUUUUCAUCCGUAUGAACGUCAAAAUUGCGAAAUGGAGGCGAUCUCGAACGUCUUCUCGACCAGUUAUCGAAGUCGCAGCAAUCGCCCUUAUAACAGCGCUAGUCAAUUUCCCGAACCAUUUCAUGAGGGCUCAAAACUCAGAGCUUGUCCAGUCUCUGUUUGCAGAAUGCAGCAGCGAGGCAUAUGAUCGAUUUGGUCUCUGCGUCAGUGGAUCGAGAGCGUUCGGGGUGGCUGCCAUACUUCUAUUGGCCGCAGUCCUCGCGUUUUUCCUGGCUUCUUUAACGUUCGGACUCGACAUCCCAGCUGGUAUAAUUCUGCCUUCGGUUGCCAUCGGUGCACUGUAUGGUCGCGCUCUGGGAAUUCUCGUUCGACUAUGGCAAGAGACGUAUCCCAAGGCUUUUCUCUUCAGCAAGUGUGAACCAGACAUACCAUGUGUGACCCCUGGACUGUAUGCAAUUAUUGGUGCGGCCUCUGCCCUAGGUGGUGCCACCAGAAUGACCCUAUCGAUUGUCGUCAUCAUGUUCGAGUUGACAGGUGCAUUGACAUAUGUCAUUCCGAUUAUGAUUGCCGUCAUGCUAUCCAAAUGGUGUGGUGAUAUCUUCGGCAAGCGCGGUAUCUAUGAAUCUUGGAUCCAACUGAAUGAGUAUCCUUUUCUGGAUCACCGUGAUGACACAACGCCGCCAGAUGUCUCGGCCCAUCGUGUUAUGACCACGGUAGAUGACCUCGCUGUUAUUACUGCCACUGGUCAUACAAUUGGCUCUCUUCAAUCGAUUAUCAAUACCACAAGCUACCGCGGAUUCCCCGUUAUCUCCGAAACCUCGACGCCUAUUCUCCUAGGCUACAUCACCCGCAAUGAACUUUCAUACGUUUUGAAAUAUUCUACCUCUUCUGCCAGUCGCAACUUGUCGGAGGAAACACAAGUUUUCUUCGUGCAUCAGCCCUUUGCAGACCCUGUGGAAACUUUGGAUCUCCGACCAUGGAUGGACCAAACACCCAUCACGCUCAAUAGCAACAUUAGCUUCUUGGUUGUGCUUCGCAUGUUCCAGAGACUGGGCCUGCGUUAUGUGCUUUUCGCAAACAAGGGGAUUCUUCAAGGCUUGCUCACCAAAAAAGAUGUAUGGUCUGUACUGAAUGGUGUUGAGUUCCGUCGGCAAGAGGCUCUUCGAGGACAGGAUUUCCAAGAUAGCAAUCAGGCUGAAGAGGCAGGCUUGCUGCACACGGAUGAGAGGAGCAGUCUCAGCGGCUCAUUGAGGCGAGAUUCCUUUUGA
Molecule: messenger RNA, 2601 nt
Organism: Penicillium macrosclerotiorum
Lineage: Eukaryota; Fungi; Ascomycota; Eurotiomycetes; Eurotiales; Aspergillaceae
Product: chloride channel protein
Exons: 6
Coding region: 1-2601 (866 amino acids)
Biological process (GO): chloride transport; transmembrane transport
Cellular component (GO): membrane; early endosome; Golgi apparatus
Molecular function (GO): voltage-gated chloride channel activity
Source: RefSeq, a predicted model, not a curated record